Molecule: messenger RNA, 975 nt
Organism: Paramecium pentaurelia
Lineage: Eukaryota; Ciliophora; Oligohymenophorea; Peniculida; Parameciidae
Source: the annotation of a GenBank genome assembly
AUGAUCCGAUUAUAAAUCCAUUAUAAGACUGAAUUUGGUUAGGCAUUGUAUAUUUCAGGGAAAUCAAAAUAUUUGGGACAAUGGAAUCCUGAAUAAGCAAUUCGAAUGAUUUGGACAUAGGUAUAUAUUUAACUUCAUAUUUAGAACGAUAUUUGGAUAGCUGAGGUAGCUUAUCAUAUAAUGGAAUAUAAAUAUUUUAUUUCUCAGUAUGAUAAAGUUUAAAAAAUAUGUUGGGAAUCAGGGCCUAACAGAGUUACUAAUAAACAUUCAAUAGAUGUGUGGAACCACAGAAAAUUAUGUUUUCAAUGUGUAAACCCAUAGAAUUUCGAUAUUUAUAUUUCUGGAUCGUCAAUUUCAAUGGGUCAAUUUUAGAGAAGAGUCCGAAUGAAAAAUAAGGAUGGGAUAUCGUAAUUAAAAUUUGUUAUCAAUAUUGAUGACUGUUAAAUUCAAUAUUAAUAUCAUAUUGUAACCAAAAGUGAGUUUUCUAGUCCAGUUUAUAAAGUGUACUUAAAUUGUCAAUGUAAACAGUAGUAAUAUCUAAUUUUAGAAUAAUAUUAUAAAGAUGCUCUACUCAUAUUCUCAGAUGGACUUACAAAACUAAAGUAGAUGAUAUUUUAGCUAAAUAAAAAUAUCUGUUAUGGUUAUGUUCCUUUAGAAAAUGAAGAUUAUUAAGCUUUAAAAAAAGCUAACUUAAAAACAAUAAUUGAAUUUUGUAAUACAAAAGAAUAGAGUCUACUUGAACAGCAAACAAAAUAAGAAGAUAUAGUACAUUUAAUUGUGAAUCUCUAUCAUUUCAAAUAGGAAAACUUCGCAAAGAGGUUACUCUAACUGAUUCAAGUAUUAAUUCAAAAAUAUUAAGUAAUUAAUUAAAUAUAUUAUAAUUUCUAGUUACUCUAUAUAUGCAAUAACUCUCUCACUCAUUUAAGAAAAUACCUAUCUGUUUAUGAGAAGCUCUCUUUUGGUUCAUAAAAAUGA